This is a messenger RNA of Hemisphaericaspora subhashii, 4374 nucleotides long. RefSeq names its product DNA-directed RNA polymerase III core subunit. NCBI's taxonomy places the organism in Eukaryota, Fungi, Ascomycota, Pichiomycetes, Serinales, Debaryomycetaceae. Gene Ontology annotation, molecular function: DNA-directed RNA polymerase activity; DNA binding. Gene Ontology annotation, biological process: DNA-templated transcription. The coding region runs from base 1 to 4374 and encodes 1457 amino acids. The record is from RefSeq and is a predicted model, not a curated record. The transcript has a single exon.
AUGAAGGAAGUAGUGGUAGAUAUCGCUCCCAAAUGUAUCAAGGGCCUAGAGUUCAGUGCCCUAUCUGCCAAAGAUAUCAUUGCCCAAUCCGAAGUAGAAGUUCAAACCCGAGAUUUAUAUGAUUUAGAAAAAGGUCGAACACCAAAACAAUUUGGAGCAUUAGAUCCCAAAAUGGGUAUUUCAUCCAAUUCACUGGAAUGUAAAACGUGUCUGGGAAACUUGGCUUCUUGUCAUGGUCAUUUUGGACAUAUUCGAUUAGCCCUUCCUGUUUAUCAUGUUGGAUAUUUUAAAUCAAUUAUUCAAGUUUUACAAUGUAUUUGUAAGAAUUGUUCAGCUAUAUUGUUAGAUGAACCUACAAAGAGACAAUAUUUAUCUGAUUUAAGAAAACCAAAUAUUGACAAUUUAAGAAGAAUGAAGAUUUUAAGAAAAGUAUUGGAUCAAUGUAAGAAACAAAGAAGAUGUCUUGAAUGUAAUCAUGUGAAUGGAGUGGUUAAAAAGGCAGCCAGUGGUGCUGGUCCAGCUGCGUUUAAGAUUGUUCAUGAUACUUUUAGAUGGAUAGGUAAGAAACCAACCCCCGAAAAGGAAUUUUGGGAUCAAGAAUUUGAUCAAGUAUUCACCCGGAAUCCAGAAUUGGAAAAAUUUAUCAAAAGAGUUCAUGAUGAUCUUAACCCUUUGAAAACCUUAAACUUAUUCAAACAAAUCAAAGCAUCAGAUUGUGAAUUAUUCGGUAUAGAUUCCGCCAGAGGUGGUAGACCAGAAAUGUAUAUUUGGAGAUAUUUACCCGCACCACCAGUAUGUAUUAGACCAUCAGUUAUGAUGGAUGCACAAUCCAAUGAAGAUGAUUUAACCGUUAAAUUAACUGAAAUUGUCUGGACUUCUUCCUUAAUCAAAGCCGGGAUUGAAAAGGGGAUUUCAAUUAAUAAUAUGAUGGAACAAUGGGAUUAUCUUCAAUUAUCAGUCGCCAUGUAUAUUAAUUCCGAUUCUGCCAAUCCGGCAUUAUUACCAUCUUCAGGUGGUGCUGGAUCUAAAUCAUCCAAACCAAUUAGAGGGUUCUGUCAAAGAUUAAAGGGGAAACAAGGUAGAUUUAGAGGGAAUCUUUCGGGGAAGAGAGUUGAUUUUUCAGGUAGAACUGUUAUUUCCCCAGAUCCGAAUUUAAGAAUUGAUGAAGUUGCAGUUCCUGAUCGAGUCGCAAAAGUAUUAACUUAUCCUGAAAAAUGUACAAGAUAUAACAGAAAGAAAUUACAACGUCUUAUUAUGAAUGGUCCUGAUAUUCAUCCUGGUGCUAAUUAUUUAAUGAAACAAAAUGAAUUGGCUAAAAGAAAUUUACGAUUUGGUGAUAGAGCUAAACUAGCUAAAAAUUUACAAAUUGGGGAUGUAUUAGAACGUCAUAUUGAAGAUGGAGAUGUUGUCUUGUUUAAUAGACAACCUUCAUUACAUAGAUUAUCGAUCUUAUCCCAUUAUGCGAAAAUCCGUCCUUGGAGAACUUUCAGAUUGAAUGAAUGUGUAUGUACUCCAUAUAAUGCCGAUUUCGAUGGGGAUGAAAUGAAUUUGCAUGUUCCACAAACUGAAGAAGCAAGAGCUGAAGCCAUUAAUUUAAUGGGGGUUAAGAAUAAUUUAUUAACUCCAAAAUCAGGUGAACCAAUUAUUGCCGCUACCCAAGAUUUUAUCACUGGUUCAUAUUUGAUUUCUCAUAAGGAUUCAUUUUUUGAUCGUGCAUCAUUGGGUCAAUUAUUAAGUAUGAUGUCAGAUGCAAAUAUUCAAUUCGAUAUCCCACCACCAGCAAUUUUCAAACCAGUAAUGCUUUGGACUGGUAAACAAGUGUUUUCAUUAUUAAUCAAACCAAACAGAAACUCAAAUGUGAUUAUUAAUGUUGACGCCAAAAAUAAAACCUUCAUCCCACCUCCAAAGGGGCUCCCUAGUGAAAUGUCUCCAAAUGAUGGAUUUGUGGUUAUUAGAGGUUCACAAAUCUUAUCAGGAUUAAUGGAUAAAUCAACUCUUGGUGACGGUAAGAAACAUUCUGUCUUUUAUACUAUUCUUCGAGAUUAUGGUCCUAAAGAAGCAGCAGAAGCAAUGAAUAGAAUGGCGAAAUUAUGUGCAAGAUAUUUAGGUAAUCGAGGUUUCUCAAUUGGGAUUAAUGAUGUUACACCUGCAUGGGAAUUAAAACAAAAGAAAGAAUUAAUGGUUGAAAAAGCAUAUUUAAAGUGUGAUGAAUUAAUUGAUUUAUAUAAUCGAGGAAAAUUAGAAACACAACCUGGUUGUAAUGAAGAACAAACUUUAGAAGCUAAGAUUGGGGGGUUGUUAUCUAAAGUUAGAGAAGAAGUUGGUGAAGUUUGUAUUCGAGAACUUGAUUCCCUUAAUGCUCCAUUAAUUAUGGCUACUUGUGGGUCCAAAGGUUCCACAUUAAAUGUUUCCCAAAUGGUGGCGGUUGUCGGUCAACAAAUUAUUUCUGGUCAUCGUGUUCCUGAUGGUUUCCAAGAUAGAUCAUUACCACAUUUCACUAAGAAUUCCAAAACUCCACAAUCUAAAGGUUUCGUAAGAAAUUCAUUCUAUAGUGGAUUAACGCCACCUGAAUUUUUAUUCCAUGCUAUUUCUGGUAGAGAAGGGUUGGUUGAUACUGCCGUCAAGACUGCUGAAACCGGUUAUAUGUCUAGAAGAUUAAUGAAAUCUUUGGAAGAUCUUUCUUCACAAUAUGAUAAUACUGUUCGUAAUUCUUCCAACGGGAUUGUUCAAUUCACAUAUGGUGGAGAUGGAUUGGAUCCAUAUGAUAUGGAAGGAGAUGCAAGACCAGUUAAUUUUAAUAGACAAUGGGAUCAUGCGUUUAAUUUGACUUAUGAUGUAAAUGAAUCGGGAUUAUUACCUUAUCAAGUAUUAGAAUUGGUUGAUUCUAUUUUGAUGCCAUUGGAGAAUAAGUUAGUUAGAUAUGAUAAUUUGGGGAAUGCAUUGAAUGAAGAGAAUCAAGAUGAUAUUGCAUAUAUUGAUCAAAAAGAUGCCGAAAGAGAUUUCUAUCAAUCUAUACGUGAUUUUAUAUCUAAGAAAGCAGAAAGCUUAGCUAGAAUUAGAGAAUCUAGAGGAUUGAAAGCAUACUUCAUCAAGCCAUCAGAAGACUUUAUUAUCACUGAUGAGGAUACCGACGAUGAAAUCAAACUUAACGCAGUCAAUCAAUUAUUAAAACUUUCUUCAACUACUAUUGACAAGUUUUUAGAGCAAUGCCUUUAUAAAUAUUCAAGAGCAAGAGUAGAACCAGGUACUGCAGUUGGUGCAAUUGGUGCCCAAUCUAUUGGUGAACCAGGUACACAAAUGACAUUAAAGACUUUCCAUUUUGCUGGGGUUGCAUCGAUGAAUGUUACUUUAGGGGUUCCACGUAUUAAAGAAAUUAUUAAUGCUUCCAAAACCAUUUCGACUCCAAUUAUUAAUUCUGUAUUGGUUAAUGAUGAUGAUGAAAUUGCUGCUCGUGUAGCCAAGGGAAGAAUUGAAAAGACACUUUUAGAAGACGUUGCAUUCUUUAUUGAAGAUGUAUAUAAGGAUAACCUUGCAUAUUUAUCUAUUAAAAUCGAUUUGGAAACAAUUGAUAAAUUGCAAUUGGAAUUAACAAUCGAUAAUAUUGUUCAAGCAAUUCAAAAUGCACCAAAAUUAAAGAUUUUACCUGGUGAUGUUUCAGUUAGUGGGAAAGACAGAAUUAAUGUUUUGGUUAAUAUAAGAGAAACUAAAGCUGAAACUCUGAAAGCCCAAACAGAUAAUAAGAAUGCAUUAUUCUUUAGAAUGCAACAAUUAAAACGUGCAUUACCUGGUAUUUGUAUUAAAGGUUUAUCAAACAUUUUCAGAGCAGUUAUUAAUAUUAGAGAUGAUGGUAAAAAGGAAUUAUUGGUUGAAGGAUAUGGAUUAAAAGAAGUUAUGAGUACUGAAGGUGUUGUAGGUACAAAAACUACUACCAAUCAUGUCUUAGAAGUCUUUGAAAUCUUGGGUAUUGAAGCUGCUAGAAGUUCAAUUAUUAAAGAAAUUGAUUAUACUAUGAGUAAUCAUGGUAUGAGUGUUGAUCCUCGUCAUAUUCAAUUAUUGGGUGAUGUUAUGACUUAUAAAGGUGAAGUAUUGGGUAUUACAAGAUUUGGAUUAAGUAAGAUGAGAGAUUCAGUAUUACAAUUGGCAUCAUUUGAAAAGACAACUGAUCAUUUAUUUGAUGCUGCAUUCUUUAUGAAGAAUGAUAAGAUUGAAGGUGUUUCUGAAUGUAUUAUCUUGGGACAAACUAUGAGUAUUGGUACUGGUUCUUUCAAGUUGGUUAAGUCAUCUAAUUAUGAUAAGAAAGUAUUAAAGAGAAAACCAACUUUAUUUGAAUCAUUUAGUGAAGUGUCAUCAACAGCAAUAUCAACUGUUGGUUAA